Lachancea dasiensis is the source of this 1644-nucleotide messenger RNA. The record is from the annotation of a GenBank genome assembly. Lineage: Eukaryota; Fungi; Ascomycota; Saccharomycetes; Saccharomycetales; Saccharomycetaceae.
AUGAGUCUCCCAAAUGGUGAUCCGUUGCCGUUGAAAAAAGACGGUGAUUUGGAGCAAGGCUCCUUGGCACAGGGGUCCAUUCGAUACGGUUCCAUGUCGUCGAUACGAACGGCGGAGCUGGUUGAGCUAAAUCAUGAUCUGGACACCCACCAUGAAGUUCCACAAGGUCGGCAUCUCGGUGUUUUCUCGACAGUCAUUCUUUUCGUAUCCAGAAUCAUUGGAUCCGGCAUUUUUGCGGCUCCCAGUAGCAUUUUCGUUGGAUGCGGAGGCAACCCGUUGCUGUUUUUCGCGGUGUGGUGUGUGGCAGCACUUUUGGCUUUCUCAGGGCUAUAUCUGUUUCUGGAGUUUGGCUCGCUGAUACCGAGAUCGGGCGGUCGCAAGAACUUCUUGGAGGCAGUCUACACCAGGCCUGAAAGAAUGAUGAGUGUUACUUUUACCACGUUCACCGUCUUGAUGGGUAUGGCCGUGUCCAAUGCGAUCGUGUUUGGCAAGUAUGCGCUGUACGCUGCAGGAUUCAGCGAAGAAUUUGUCAAUAGCAACUCUAAGGCAUGCAACUACCUGGGCGCCCUGUUAAUUGUUGCAAUCGCGAUGGUCCAUGGCAGAUCCGUCAGGGGAGGCAUACUUAUUCAAAAUCUGCUGGGCGGUCUAAAGCUCGUAUUUACACUGCUGAUAACCUUCACCGGCUUUUAUGUGAUCCUUUUCUACAAGCAGGCCGAUAUUGAAGUGGCACUUCUGUCACCAUCACUCGCGUCCCUCACGCAAGUCCAUGAUAAGAUCACCGUUUCAUCUGUGACGACGGCUUUUAUCCAGGCUUUCUUUUGCUUUGCUGGCUGGGAUACAGUACACUCUGUCGCUUCUGAAAUAAAAAACCCUGGAAGGACCUUGAAAAUUGCAGGCCCAUUCUCUUUGGGAUUUUGCCUAUUAUGCUACUUGACAUUAAACGUGGCGUAUCUGAGGGUAUUCAACUAUGAAGAUUUUAAAGCAGCUGGUCCGCUGGCCGGAUCCAUUCUUUUCACUAGACUAUUUGGCCCUAAUUUGGGUAGAAAAUUCAUUACUUUGGGGAUUGCCUUAUCUGCAGGCUCCAAUUUGUUCGUGGUCGUUUACUCCGUUUCGAGAAUGAAUCAAGAAUGUUUCAGAGAAGGCUUUUUGCCUUAUAGCAGGUUCAUGGCUAGUAAUAAACCCUGGGGGGCGCCAUUGCCAUCUUUGGUACUAUGUGCUAUUUUGACAACGAUUUGGCUAGUGCUUUUACCCUCGUCAGGCAGUGCGUAUAGCUAUCUUAUCGCAAUGGAAGGGUAUGCCAACCAAUUCAUAAUAUUGCUGAUUGCAGUUGGACUCUUUCUGUACAGAAGGAAUAACCCUGAUAAAAGGCCUGAAAUCAGAGCCUCCUCGAUUGGAGUUGCUGCCGUAAUCGCCUUAUCAUGUUACCUGCUGGUUGGGCCUUUCAUUGGUGACCAAAAUGAAGCAAGUGUUGAGCAUCUUCCCCCGUACCCUAUUAUGGCCCUGGUUCUGAUGUUACUUUGCCUAUCCUUCUGGUUUGUGAAAUUCAUGCUCUUACCUAGGAUACUGGGAUAUCGACUCAAGCGUCAGGUUGACAUAUUGGAGGACGGGUUGGUGAUGGUUAAUUGGCUCAAGGAAUACUUUUAA